Molecule: messenger RNA, 474 nt
Organism: Trichophyton rubrum CBS 118892
Lineage: Eukaryota; Fungi; Ascomycota; Eurotiomycetes; Onygenales; Arthrodermataceae
Exons: 2
Coding region: 1-474 (157 amino acids)
Source: RefSeq, a predicted model, not a curated record
AUGGCCCGAGAUAUCCUCCUGGUAAUAUAUAACAGGUCAUUGUUCAAGGCUCACUGGGCCGUCUACAUCCCCAGCCUCGCAGACCCAGGCGUAGGCAAGAAGAUCCAUGUCCACGGCGAUGUCUUAAACGGCUUCACGCUGCAAUUUCUGCGAAACUAUGCUUUGAAGUCGGAGACUCUGGCUCAUCAGGAGGUACUUAUUCAUCAAGUUAAGGAUGAGUUUGUGCUCGAUGGCUCCGGAGGAGAAGAAUACGCUGAUAUCACUCCCUCCGAUCGGAUUGAAGAAGUGGCCUUGUCCGUAGCAGCCCCAGGGCCAAGCAUGAACUCUGCCAGCGCAAGUAGUGGUCCACCUACAAACAAGGCACAGCUUAAGGAUUGUCAGAGCUGGGCUGUGGAUGUCGUGGCGGCUCUGGUUGAACAGGGGAUCAUGUCUGAGGAGGCGAACGACGUUAUUCGGAAUGCUCCAAAGCAUUGA